GCUCAUAGUCUCAGAUGAUCAUUCUUCCACAACUUCACCACUUACAACAACACAGCCUAUCCAGAAACAUGAAGAUCAGAAAAUCUUGUGCUGUCCUUAUUGCAGUACUCCUGUUUAUAGUUGAAGGAGUUACAGGAGCUCGAAAUUCCCCGACUUUCUCAGGCCGUGGCUCAUGGCCGUGCAAACCCAAGUGUGAUGGCAGAACUUACAACCCCUCAAAGAAGUGUUGCGUUCAAGACACCAUCCUGCCCUUUCAUCAGACUAACUACUGUGGCUCUAACUGCAUCUACUGGCCCUGCUUUGAGCUCUGCUGUCCUGAUUCCUAUAGCCCCAAGAAGAAAUUUGUUGUCAAGCUGAAAGUUCAGGGAGAGAGAUCCCAUUGCAAUUCAUCCCCUAUCUCCAGGGACUGUGAAUGCAAAGAGAUUUUUUCAUGGAGAAGAUAUUGAAGAGCUUUCUCUUAGAGGAGGAGGUGGUACCCAGCCUUGAGAGUCUGCUUUCUUCCUGCGAGCACCAGUUCCUGAAUAUUCUUACUUGAAGAAUGGACACCUGAAGCAUUGGAGUGCAGAGAUAUAUGUGUCUCAUUACAAUGCUCAUUUGAAUAUUCUUUACUUAAGCAUGUAUUAGAAUAUUCCCCCAUAACUUCUAAAAGUAUCAUAUUUCGAUGCAACUAAAGAUAAAUAUAUCGGAGCCCAAGUCCACAGAGGAGGCAAGUCAUGCAAGUCAGGCAUGGGGCCCUCAUGAAAAUUCAAGCUGCGGGACAUAUGUCCCUCCUGCAUGCUCAGGGGGCUCCAGACCUGAAUAAAAGUCACACGUCUGUCUAGGAAAAGGAAAAGCAUCAUUACCCACAGGACCCCGUCAAGAUUAUAGAAGCAGCAAACUGUGGCUGAGAGAAAAGACUCUCAGACCAGACAAGUUCUGCAGUGAACUCCAAAGCUAUAGCUCCUGUGAGUAGUCCCCAGGCUGGGCUGGGCUGGGCUUUUUAGUAAUACAGCUUUGCCUUUGCGUCUUCCCUACCCUGUUAGUAACCCCUUGCCCGCACUCUCGUCCUUACAACCCAAAUAAACUGAUUGGCU
This is a messenger RNA of Mastomys coucha (southern multimammate mouse), 1073 nucleotides long. Its product is annotated as insulin growth factor-like family member. The record is from RefSeq and is a predicted model, not a curated record. NCBI's taxonomy places the organism in Eukaryota, Metazoa, Chordata, Mammalia, Rodentia, Muridae. Gene Ontology annotation, molecular function: signaling receptor binding. The coding region runs from base 15 to 446 and encodes 143 amino acids. The transcript is spliced from 4 exons.